AUGUCGUCUAACAACAACGAGCAGGAGCAGCAAUUCUCCAUUCAGUGAGCAUCUGUAGGCAGAGUGUAUGCUUGGAGGGAAGGCAAGAUCGUGCGAAGUUGCUGUCCUCACUCUCUGAUGCAUCUCACGGCUUUCGAGGUUGAGAGAGAUUCGAGUCGCAAUGCUCACACGUCGUCCAUCCUUUCCUCUCCUCUCACCGAAACCCUCCUCUCGCAGACCUCAUCCCGCCACUAGUGAGUCGCAUCCCCCAUUCACGGUGGCGCAUACCCCCUCACGCAAUCUCCUAAUCCCCUUCUCUCUCUCACUCUCUCUCCUUGACCCUUGCUAGCCAACGACCCAUCUACGGACCCGGCGCUCAAUGGUGGUGCUUCGCUCAAGGGAGAGCCAGGUCCUAGAAUUCUCAGCAGCGAAGAGUCGAGCAAGAUUGGAGAGCCUCUUAGUAAGUUUUGUUCUUUCGACUCUCAUGUGUGCCAGACGUACGCUCGGAAAGACGAGCGAGGCUUUGGGUUGGGUUGGCGAGUCGUGCUCGAAGGCGGAAGACCGACCGCAAUGUCCGCUGGGAGCUUCUUUGUUGCAAGAUCACGCAGCUGACACUCACCCCUCGUCUUCACUCACGCUCUCUUAGGCCGCGAGGAGCUAGCCAAGCGCUCAGCCGAGCUCAACAAGGAGUAG
Molecule: messenger RNA, 672 nt
Organism: Ceraceosorus bombacis
Lineage: Eukaryota; Fungi; Basidiomycota; Exobasidiomycetes; Ceraceosorales; Ceraceosoraceae
Source: the annotation of a GenBank genome assembly